AUGGCCGCCACCGUCGAAGCCCCCACGGAGACGAUUGCGAUCCCCGAGAGCCUUCUCUCGCAUGAUUCGUUCCACAAGCACGACAAGGUCAAGCAGCUGCACCAGACGCACGGCGGCAUCCCGCCCCACGACGAGCACAUCCAGCAUGCGCUGAACUUUGCCAACGAGGUCGCCAGUGCGACCGUCGAGCCGGGCACCAUGAAGCGCGUGGACCCGAGCCCGCGGCGCGACGCCCGCGUCUUCCGCGGCCAGCUGCUGGGGCACGUCGACGCCUCCCCCGAGCGGCCCCGCUACCGCUCCCGCACCCGCCAGCCGAGCUUCACCGGCUCCACCCGCCCGGACACGGUGAAGGAGGAGCAGACGUCGGAUGCCGGGUCGGCCUAUGGCGACAAUGCGAUGCAGCCGACCAAGUACGCCGACCACCGUCCCGAGACUGGGCCCGGGCAGCGCCCCCUCGGCCGCCGCGAGGAGCGUGACCAGGAGGAGCAGGAUCAGAAGUUUAAUGCUUUCUCGGAGCGCGUCCUGCACCGCAUGGCGGGCGACCGCGCGCAGAGCCGCAGAGACCUCGAGGCGCUGGAGCGCCGCAUCGAGGCCAUCGAGGCGAGGACCCAGAACAAGGUCAACGCCUACCUCAACAAACCCCUCGUUGCCGUCUCGAACGGCAAGUCGCCCAUCCCCCGCGAGCUUCCGUCGUUCGAGCGCCUCAAGGCCGGCCAGGUCGUGUCCUGGAUCGAGUACUACACGGGCAAUCUGCCCAAGCUGCAGUGGUACGAGGACGAGAAGGGCCACCGCGCGCAGCACGCCGACGAGCAGACGCUGAAUGCGCUGCGGGCGUGUGUGGGUGUGGACGAGAUUGUCACCUAG
Molecule: messenger RNA, 864 nt
Organism: Trichosporon asahii var. asahii CBS 2479
Lineage: Eukaryota; Fungi; Basidiomycota; Tremellomycetes; Trichosporonales; Trichosporonaceae
Exons: 3
Coding region: 1-864 (287 amino acids)
Source: RefSeq, a predicted model, not a curated record